Molecule: messenger RNA, 1575 nt
Organism: Dissoconium aciculare CBS 342.82
Lineage: Eukaryota; Fungi; Ascomycota; Dothideomycetes; Mycosphaerellales; Dissoconiaceae
Product: mitochondrial carrier
Exons: 3
Coding region: 214-1281 (355 amino acids)
Biological process (GO): mitochondrial transport; carnitine transmembrane transport
Cellular component (GO): mitochondrial envelope
Molecular function (GO): O-acyl-L-carnitine transmembrane transporter activity
Source: RefSeq, a predicted model, not a curated record
CGACGAUCUGUGUACACAAUAUCUCCAGCGACAGAGCUUUAUCAUUCGCGCGUGUUCAUCAGCGGCCCAAAUAAUAGAACGGCAUCCGGCGUGAAGAUUGUCGCAGAUUCGGUGGUGACUUGACGAUCAGGCGACGUUACGGGCAUUAAAUCCGACCGACCUUCCUCCUCCGACCAGCUGCUCAGCCAGCUCAUCGCCUUAUCUACACGCACAAUGGGCUCUCCAUCAGCGUCCGAAACGGCCAAGGCCGCCACACAAGGCAACCUGCAACCUCUCAAGGACAACAUCUCCGACCUCAAGCACACCGCACAAGCCAAGCUCGAUGCCGCCGCCCAGAGCCUACCGUCAAACACAGCGGAGCUGAAGGAGGAUGUCAAGGAGGCUGGCAAGAAGGCUUUCCAGUCUCUGCGGGACUUCGCGGCCGGAGGUGUGGGUGGUGUCUGCUCGGUUGUUGUUGGACAUCCCUUCGAUUUGGUCAAGGUCCGGUUACAGACGGCGGAGAGCGGUGUCUACAAGGGCGCGAUGGAUGUCGUCCGGAAGACGGUGGCUCGAGAGGGUUUGGCCAAGGGAAUGUACGCUGGUGUUUCCGCGCCAUUGGUCGGUGUCACACCUAUCUUCGCCAUCAACUUCUGGGCCUACGGUGUCGGCAAACAGCUCGUGGAAUCCUUCUCGAACAACAAAACCGGCCAAUUGACCGUCGCCCAAGUGUCCGCCGCCGGCCUCUUCUCCGCCAUCCCCAUGACCGUCGUCACCGCGCCCUUCGAACGCGUGAAGAUCAUCCUCCAAAUCCAAGGUCAGAAAGAGCUCGCACCAGGCGAGAAGCCGCGCUACAGCGGCGGUGUGGACGUCGUGCGACAGCUCUACAAGGAGGGCGGUCUCCGCUCCGUCUACCGCGGUAGUCUGAUGACCUUUGCCCGUGACGGACCCGGCUCAGCGGCGUACUUCGCGACCUACGAGACCAUCAAGCGCUACCUGACACCCAAGGACCCCGUCACCGGCAAGGCCGGUGAGCUCAGCAUUCCCGCCGUCAUGGCGGCUGGUGGUGCGGCCGGUGUGGCUAUGUGGACCGCUGUGUUCCCGCUGGACACGGUGAAGAGCCGUCUGCAGAGCUCGGAGAAGAGCCAGUCGAUCUCGGCAUGUGUCAAGGAGCUGUACGGCAAGGGCGGUGUCAAGGCUUUCUUCCCUGGUAUCGGCCCAGCUAUGGCGAGAGCUGUUCCUGCCAACGCGGCGACUUUCGUGGGUGUCGAGUUAGCGCACAAGUUGAUGGACAGGGUUUUCUAGACGUUUUCUACAUUUUCCCAAUGUGUACAGGGAGACUUGGUUUGGGCAGCGGGAGCGCUUCAAGGGACUCACACUGCUGCAUUUAAUAGAUGAUACGAACAGCUUCUAGAGAGAUAUGGGACGCUCCUAUACUGGAGGCGUUGUCGGAACCGCGCAGAACUCGGAGGGCCGCUUCAUCAGCAGCCCACGAUGACAUUUGUGUUAUAUAAGUAGGCCGGUGAACUAGGCCCAGCACUCUGCAACAAACAAUAACAAUGAAUCAUCAGGGACGUUCCGGUCCCGGGGGUAUUUUCC